This is a messenger RNA of Struthio camelus australis, 1826 nucleotides long. NCBI's taxonomy places the organism in Eukaryota, Metazoa, Chordata, Aves, Struthioniformes, Struthionidae. The record is from RefSeq and is a predicted model, not a curated record.
AUGCAGCGCCAUGCUGGGCCAUGCAGGGUGAAGAACGUGCUGCUGAAGUCCAACUGUGUCCUGGAGGCCUUUGGCAAUGCCAAGACCAACCGCAACGACAACUCGAGCCGCUUUGGCAAGUACAUGGACAUCAACUUUGACUUCAAGGGUGACCCUACAGGCGGCCACAUCCACAAAUACCUCCUAGAGAAGUCCCGCAUCCUCCAGCAGCAGCCAGGAGAGAGGAACUUCCACUCCUUCUACCAGCUGCUGCGGGGAGCCCCUGAAUCGCUGUUGGCCUCGCUGCACCUCUGCCGCGACCCCGGGGCCUACCGCUACACCCAGGAGGGCACCACCAGCAGCGCUGGGGGUGAUGACGCAGCCAGCUACAAGGCAGUGGAGGACGCCAUGGCAGUGAUCGGCUUCACCCCAGAGGAGAUCAGCUCCGUGUACAAGAUCCUCGCUGCCAUCCUGCACCUGGGCAACGUGACGUUCGUGGCUGAAGGCGAGACAGCGGCGGGGGGCGGCGGCGGGCAGAGCGGGCGGCUCUUCGGCUGGAUCGUGGGGCGCAUCAACGCUGGCAUCGAGGCGCAGGACUACGAUGCCCGCCGGCACGGCAAGAGCACCGUCAUCGGUGUGCUCGACAUCUACGGCUUUGAGAUCUUCGACACCAACAGCUUCGAGCAGUUCUGCAUCAACUACUGCAACGAGAAGCUGCAGCAGCUCUUCAUCGAACUCAUCCUGCGGCAGGAGCAGGCCGAGUACCAGCGUGAGGGCAUCGCCUGGCAGAGCCCCAGCCGCAAGCUCUGCCCCACCGACAAGACGAUGGAGUUCGGCCGGGAUUUCCGCAUCAAGCACUACGCUGGAGAUGUCACGUAUUCAGUGGAGGGUUUCCUGGACAAGAACAAGGACGCCGACCCCGUGCUGCAAGCCAUGUGGCCUGAUGGCGAGCAGAGCAUUACCGAGGUCACCAAGCGCCCGCUCACCGCCGCCACCCUCUUCAAGAACUCCAUCGUGGCCCUGGUGGACAACCUGGCCUCCAAGGUAGCAUCCCAAGCCAGCUGGGCUGUCCCCAGGCCGGCCUGGCACGUCUCUGCACCAUCUAGACAUGUCCCAUGCCAGGCUGGCAUAUCCCAAAGCCAACCAGGUGUCCCGGUGCCAGCUGGACAUGUCACCAUGCCAAGCUGGCAUGUCCCCAUCCUAGCUGGGCUGUGCUCAUGCCACCUGGGCACGUCCUGGUGCCAAGCUGGCAUGUCCCCAUACCAGCUGGGCUGUGCCCAUGCCAGCCUGAUCAACCGCUUCAACAAGAGCUGCGACCGGGCCAUCCUGCUUACUGACCAGCACCUCUACAAGCUCGACCCGCGCCACCAGUACCGGGUGAUGCGGGCGCUGCCGCUCAGCGUGGUAACGGGGCUGAGCGUGACGAGCUGCCAGGCGCAGCUCGUGGUCUUCCACACGCAGAGCCACGACGACAUGGCCGUGUGCCUGCACAAGAUGCAGCCGGCGGGGGACAACCGGGUGGGUGAGCUCGUGUUUUUUUUCGGGUGCCGCCCGCACCCAGGGGCCGUGCGUGGCCGCAAGCGGCUGCUGGCCGUGGAGACCCGUCCCGACGUGACUGCCCCCGAUUUCAGCAAGAGCCGUGAUGGCUUCGUGCUCUACUGCCCUGGCAGAUGAGGGGGGCCAGGGCGGGCCGGGGACUCGGCCGGGGCCGCUUCACCACCACCAAGGUGCUCCUUGUCCCGCUGCAGCCCCGGGGACAGCGUGGCCCCGGCCCCAUGGCCCCUCGCUGCCCCCAGGACGUGCCAAAGUCUCUGUGCACACUGGGAAUAAAGAGCCCUCGAUGGGAG